AUGAAUAUCAACUUGUUGAAAAUUACUCAGUUACGUCCCCCAUACUACGCUAUCCGUAGUUACGCCAACCUUGGAUGGUUUACUAAUCGGUUCUUUGUCGCGAACUGGGAGACCAUUGAUUGUCAAGAGGAAAGUGACAAAGAACGCAAGAAAGCAGAUGUAGUGUUUAAGAUUCAUUUUUUGGUGGUGAAAUGGGCAAAUUUCAUCUUCUUGGAAAACACCGAGAUUUCUGCCAAUGUGAAUGAUGCGCCAAUUCAUCCAAAUACAUGUACAUGUGUAUGUACAGUGUGGGAACAAAAAAAGAUUGGAUGA
Molecule: messenger RNA, 312 nt
Organism: Ambispora leptoticha
Lineage: Eukaryota; Fungi; Glomeromycota; Glomeromycetes; Archaeosporales; Ambisporaceae
Source: the annotation of a GenBank genome assembly